AUGUCUGUAGCCCGACCACCUACCGAGAACUCUAAACCUAAGCUAAAGAGGGCUAGAGUUGAGAACUGGCCAGCAAUGAGUUUCUCUGAAGAGGACAAGGUUGGAACCGUACAACCACAUGAUGAUGCCUUGGUGAUCACUCUCAAGAUAGGGGGAUAUGAUGCUAAGAGAGUGAUGGUGGAUCAAGGCAGUGGGAUAGAAAUUAUGUAUCCUGAUUUGUAUAACAGACUGGGUUUGAAACUUAAGGACUUGACAACUUAUGAUUCGCCUCUGGUAAGCUUCAACGGGAAAGUUGUUAUUCCAAGGGGCCAGAUUCGACUACCCGUACAAGCAAGAUCAGAGGUGGUGAAGGUGGAUUUCAUUGUAAUGGAUGCUUAUUCUCCCUACACGGCCAUUGUAGUAAGACCUUGGCUUCAUGCCCUAGGAGCCGUUUCCUUCAUUCUACAUUUAAAGGUGAAAUAUCUGUCUAGGGACCUGAUUGAGGAGUUGGUUGGGAGCUAA
This is a messenger RNA of Quercus robur (English oak), 501 nucleotides long. RefSeq lists its product as uncharacterized. Lineage: Eukaryota; Viridiplantae; Streptophyta; Magnoliopsida; Fagales; Fagaceae. The transcript has a single exon. The record is from RefSeq and is a predicted model, not a curated record. Bases 1 to 501 code for a protein of 166 amino acids.